This is a messenger RNA of Pseudonaja textilis, 3567 nucleotides long. Lineage: Eukaryota; Metazoa; Chordata; Lepidosauria; Squamata; Elapidae. The record is from RefSeq and is a predicted model, not a curated record.
AUGUUGGAUGCCCUGGUGCUAGACAGAGUGGAUUUUGUGAAGUUGCUUAUAGAAAAUGGAGUAAGCAUGCAUCGUUUUCUCACCAUCUCCAGACUAGAAGAGCUGUAUAAUACGAGACAUGGGCCAUCCAACACUUUGUAUCACCUUGUCAGAGAUGUCAAAAAGAUCAGCUGGGGAAACCUACCACCAGAUUAUAGGAUAAGUCUAAUUGAUAUUGGCCUGGUGAUUGAGUACCUGAUGGGAGGAGCUUAUCGCUGCAAUUAUACUCGAAAACGCUUCCGAACACUCUAUCACAACUUAUUUGGCCCCAAGAGACCCAAGGCCCUAAAACUUCUGGGAAUGGAGGAUGAUGUUCCACUACGGAGGGGAAGAAACACCACUAAGAAACGAGAAGAGGAAGUGGAUAUAGACCUAGAUGAUCCUGAGAUUAACCAUUUCCCUUUCCCCUUUCAUGAACUGAUGGUAUGGGCUGUGCUGAUGAAGCGCCAGAAGAUGGCUCUUUUCUUCUGGCAACAUGGAGAGGAAGCCAUGGCUAAGGCUCUGGUAGCCUGUAAACUUUGCAAAGCAAUGGCCCAUGAAGCAUCUGAAAAUGAUAUGGUGGAUGACAUAUCUCAGGAACUUAAUCACAACUCCAGAGAUUUUGGCCAGCUGGCAGUGGAGCUGCUGGACCAAUCCUACAAGCAGGAUGAACAGCUGGCUAUGAAACUCCUGACAUAUGAGUUGAAGAACUGGAGCAAUGCCACAUGCCUGCAACUUGCAGUGGCAGCCAAGCAUAGAGAUUUCAUUGCACACACGUGUAGCCAAAUGCUACUCACAGAUAUGUGGAUGGGGAGGCUUCGGAUGCGCAAAAACUCAAGUCUAAAGGUAAUUCUAGGAAUUCUACUUCCUCCUUCAAUUCUCAGCUUGGAGUUCAAAAACAAAGACGAUAUGCCUUACAUGUCUCAGGCUCAAGAGAUCCAGCUGCAAGAAAAAGACCAGCAUAACAUUGACAGCAAUGGAGAGUCAUCAGCAAGAAAGAAGGAGGAGGACGAAGUUCAGAACAGACAUAGAUUGAUCCCCUUUGGACGAAAAAUCUAUGAGUUCUACAAUGCACCAAUUGUUAAAUUUUGGUUCUAUACUAUGUUUUACAUUGGGUACCUGAUGCUGUUUAAUUAUAUCGUUUUGGUGAAAAUGGAACGUUGGCCUUCCCUGCAAGAGUGGAUAGUUAUCUCAUAUAUAUUUACAAUGGGAAUAGAAAAGAUGAGAGAGAUAUUAAUGUCGGAACCUGGGAAACUACUGCAGAAGGUGAAGGUGUGGCUUCAAGAAUACUGGAAUGUUACCGAUCUUAUCGCCAUCCUCUUAUUCUCGGUGGGCAUGGUGCUUCGCCUUCAGGACCUGCCAUUCAGGAGUGAUGGACGUGUCAUAUAUUGUGUCAACAUUAUUUACUGGUAUAUCCGAUUGUUAGACAUCUUCGGGGUGAACAAAUAUUUGGGGCCAUAUGUAAUGAUGAUUGGGAAAAUGAUGAUAGACAUGAUGUAUUUUGUCAUUAUUAUGUUGGUGGUUCUGAUGAGUUUUGGUGUUGCAAGGCAAGCAAUUCUCUUCCCCAACGAAGAGCCAUCAUGGAAACUGGCAAAAAAUAUUUUUUACAUGCCCUAUUGGAUGAUCUAUGGGGAAGUGUUUGCAGACCAGAUAGACCGUAAGCAACUUCCUCCCUGCAAAACCGGAGCAUGGAUCGUUCCUGCCAUAAUGGCUUGCUAUCUUUUGGUUGCAAACAUCCUUCUGGUGAACUUACUGAUUGCAGUGUUUAACAACACGUUUUUUGAAGUUAAGUCUAUAUCAAACCAGGUAUGGAAGUUUCAGAGAUAUCAGCUUAUUAUGACCUUCCAUGAAAGACCAGUCUUACCCCCUCCACUAAUCAUCUUCAGUCACAUGACCAUGAUAUUUCAGCACAUAUGCUGUAGAUGGCGGAAACAUGACAGCGAUCCAGAUGAAGCAGACUAUGGGCUCAAACUUUUUAUAACAGAUGAUGAACUGAAGAAGGUUCAUGAUUUUGAAGAACAGUGCAUAGAGGAAUAUUUCAGAGAGAAAGACGAUAGAUUUAAUUCUUCCAAUGAUGAGAGAAUCCGUGUAACUUCUGAAAGAGUAGAGAAUAUGGCAAUGCGAUUAGAGGAAGUGAAUGAACGAGAGCAUUGCAUGAAGGCCUCGCUUCAGACUGUAGAUAUACGGCUUGCUCAGCUGGAAGAUAUGAUUGGGAGAAUGGCCACCGCACUGGACAAAAUUACUGGCAUGGACAGAGGAGAGGCCAGUAAGAUACGGUCUCGAACAUCUUCUGACUGUACUGACACAGCUUACAUUGUGAGACAAAGUAGCUUCAACAGCCAGGAAGGGAAUGCAUACAAACUUCAAGAGAGUAUUGAUCCUACGGGGGAAGAAUCAAUGUCCCCCACCUCUCCAACAUUAACACCUCGACUGCGAAGUCACUCCUUCUAUGCGAUGAAUAUGAAGGAGAAGGGUGGGCUUGAGAAAUUUGAAAGUAUUUUGAAAGAACGGUCUCUGAACCUUCAUCGUGCCACUAGCUCUCACUCAAUCUCAAAAGAACCAAAAGUUUCAUUAGUGCCUGUAAGCACUUUGUCUAUUGCUCCAGAUUCUCGGAGGCCUUCCUCUUGCAUUGAUAUUUAUGUGUCUGCCAUGGACGAGCUGCAGUCAGGAAUAGAACCCCUGGAUAGUUCGAUGAACAUCCUUGGGACCGGAGACCCUACUCUUCAAGCUCAGAUCACUUCCAGCGUUCUCUCGAGUAGUGCUUAUGUCAGUGGUACCGCUGGUGACGGAAUCUCAGGCAGAAGUAUUGAGUGUGAAGAGGCUUCUUCGCUGGAAACAAGGGUGUUUUCUUCAGAUUAUUCCCAAAUCACAGACAGUCAAAACCCCUGGGAAUUGGAUCCCCCCCUAUAUCAUACCUUAGAGCGUUCUAAAAGUAGUCGCUACCUGGCUACAAGCCCCUUUAUUUUAGAAGAGGCGCCUAUUGUAAAAUCUCAUAGUUUUAUGUUCUCUCCAUCCCGGAGUUAUUUCAGCAGCCUUGGAGUACCGGUCAAAACAGCAGAGUACACUAGCAUCACCGACUGCAUUGACACAAGGUGUGUCAGUGCUCCUCAAACCAUUGCAGAAAGGUCAAGUUUUCCUGGGAUCCAUGGAGAUAAGAUGGAUGACCUAGGAUGCUGCCAUCCAGAGAGGGAAGCAGAACUAAGUCACCCAAGUUCUGACAACGAGGACACUGAAGCCAAAGACAAAAAAGCAGUUUCCUUGUCACUUCAAGACAGCAAUACAUCGAGGACCUUGUCUAACAAUAUUCUGCUUCCUAAAAUAGAGCGGGCCAAUAGUUAUUCUGCAGAUGAAUCCAACUUACUCUACGUGCACACACGGAAAAGCUACUCCAUCAGUGACAAACUUGAUAGGCAGCGCAAUGCAUCCAGCCUUCGAAAUACAUUUCAGAGGAGCAGGUCAUCCAAACCAGAAAGCACAGGAGACACCUUGUCAAUGAGAAGACUCUCUAGAACAGGUGCAUUCCGGAGCUUUGAGAGCAAAUAUUGCUAG